GCGGCUCAGUGCGAGCAGCGGAGAGGCGAGCCAGGGAGAGGGGGUCCGAACGCGGCGCGGGUGCUGAGAGGGCAGACGCGGGGCGCGGACGGCGGCAAGAUGUUCAGCUGGAUGGGGCGGCAGGCGGGCGGGCGCGAGCGCGCGGGCGGAGCGGAUGCGGUACAGACUGUGACCGGCGGCCUGCGCUCGCUCUACCUGCGCAAGGUGCUGCCGCUGGAGGAGGCGUACCGCUUCCACGAGUUCCACUCUCCCGCCCUGGAGGACGCCGACUUCGAGAACAAGCCCAUGAUCCUGCUGGUGGGCCAGUACAGCACGGGCAAGACCACCUUCAUCAGAUACUUACUGGAGCAAGACUUCCCAGGCAUGAGGAUUGGUCCAGAGCCCACCACCGAUUCCUUCAUCGCUGUGAUGUAUGGGGAGACCGAGGGCAGCACCCCAGGGAACGCAUUAGUAGUGGACCCCAAAAAGCCAUUUCGAAAGCUUAGUCGCUUUGGAAAUGCUUUCCUGAAUCGGUUCAUGUGCUCCCAGCUGCCCAAUCAGGUCCUGAAGAGCAUCAGCAUCAUCGACAGCCCCGGCAUCCUGUCUGGGGAGAAGCAGCGCAUCAGCCGAGGCUAUGACUUCUGCCAGGUCCUGCAGUGGUUCGCUGAGCGGGUCGACAGGAUCAUCCUGCUCUUCGAUGCUCACAAACUGGACAUCUCAGAUGAGUUCUCCGAGGCCAUCAAGGCCUUCCGGGGCCAGGAUGACAAGAUCCGCGUAGUGCUGAACAAGGCCGACCAAGUGGACACACAGCAGCUGAUGCGUGUUUACGGGGCCCUCAUGUGGUCCCUAGGCAAGGUCAUCAACACUCCCGAGGUGCUGCGUGUCUACAUCGGCUCCUUCUGGGCACAGCCCCUGCAGAACACUGACAACCGCCGGCUGUUCGAGGCCGAGGCCCAGGACCUCUUCAGAGACAUCCAGAGUCUUCCCCAGAAGGCAGCCGUGCGCAAACUCAAUGACCUCAUCAAGCGAGCGAGGCUGGCCAAGGUACAUGCCUACAUCAUCAGCUACCUGAAGAAAGAGAUGCCGAGUGUAUUUGGGAAGGAAAACAAGAAGAGAGAGCUUAUCAGCAGAUUGCCAGAAAUCUACAUUCAACUGCAACGAGAAUACCAGAUUUCUGCAGGCGACUUCCCGGAGGUCAAGGCAAUGCAGGAACAGCUUGAGAACUACGACUUCACCAAAUUCCACUCACUGAAACCCAAGUUGAUCGAGGCCGUGGAUAACAUGCUGAGCAACAAGAUCUCGUCUCUGAUGAACCUCAUCAGCCAGGAGGAGAUAAGCAUGCCCACACAGCUCGUGCAGGGCGGUGCCUUCGAUGGCACCACCGAGGGCCCCUUCAACCAGGGCUAUGGGGAGGGCGCCAAGGAGGGGGCCGAUGAGGAGGAGUGGGUUGUGGCCAAAGACAAGCCCGUCUACGAUGAGCUCUUCUACACCCUGUCGCCCAUCAAUGGCAAGAUAUCGGGCGUCAACGCCAAGAAGGAGAUGGUGACCUCCAAGCUGCCCAACAGCGUCCUGGGCAAAAUCUGGAAGCUGGCCGACUGUGACUGCGACGGCAUGCUGGACGAGGAGGAGUUCGCGCUGGCCAAGCACCUCAUCAAGAUCAAGCUUGAUGGCUUUGAGCUGCCCAACAGCCUGCCCUCCCACCUUGUGCCCCCCUCCCACAGGAAGUCCCUGCCGAAGGCUGACUGAGGGGCAGGCGGUGUAAGUGGGCAUCGGAGGGCCUGGGCUGCAGCCUGUGCUGCCACUGACUCACCAAGCAAUGCUGGGCAAGGCACUGCCCUCUCUGUGCCUCAGUUUCUCCAUCUGCAGAAUGGGGAGGGCAGACAUUGGACACUAGAUGGGGUUCUUUUGCCUCUAAAAUUCCCUGAGUUUCUGUUCAUAUACUGAGGGGAGGGUGGACAAGGGGAUUGAAGAUUUGAGAAGAAAGAGAAAUUGCCCAAAGAGUACUCAGAAGCUGCAGAGACAGACAUGGGGGUGGGCUUUGUGCGGUCCCAGGAGCCGCAGGAGGGAGCUGGGGGCUCUUCUGGGCUUCACCGGAUUCCUCUUCCUCAUGCACCUGCCUAGAGCUUCUGUCUGUCCCUCAGAGGGCAUCGGAAGGGAGCAAAGCUCGUCUUACUUAUUUUGUUUCCUACUCUGUUUAGAAGGAAAACAAAAUAGAGCAGAGAGGGUGUCUGUUCUCUCCAAACCAUCUACCAAAGAGAAGACUGCUGCCCCAAGGUCUGAAAGGAGGAUGCAUAUGUCUGUGUGUGCCCCUGACCUUUCUGCAGGGGUCCCGCACAAUGGCAGCCAGGUCAGCAAAGUGCAGAUGGCCCAGCUCCCCACUGACUAGCUUCCCAGGGCCACCCCCCAACCCCAGGGCCUUUGCAAAAAAGUUGUAUUUGGUUAGGAAUUUAGAACUCACAAUAUUUAUUAACCCCUGGCAAGAUUUCUAGUAUUCAUUCCAAGUCUUGUUGAGGUUUGAAGAUUAGCUGUUCUUACUGGUUUGUUCAAUAAUUUGUAGCAAAGUCUAUUUAUCAUUCUUAAACCACCGUGAGGAAAAGAGGCAGUCCUCCUCAAUCAUCAGUUAGUGUGGUUACUAGUCCCCAAGGCUCCUUGGUCAAUGGCAGGAUUGAAAUUCACCACAAAAUGUGUCUUGGUGCACACAGCAUCCUGGGCCUGUGGACACAGCAGGAUGAGGGGCCAGCCUGCCCCAGGCUAUCAGGUAGAAGAAUCAGUCUACUAGUGUUACACACUAUUUUUAUAAAAAAUACGUAUUUUUAUUGUGUUCAAUUUUGCUUUCUUACAGGAUAAAAGCCUUUAUACAGAAAUAGGAUGGAAUCUUCCAUAAAAAAACCUUUCCUUCAAGGGCUGUGUGUUUUGUAUUAUGAGUGCCCAUCAUGAGGCAGCAUUUGGGCACACUCCCCAACCCUGGCUCCUGCACCCCCCGUAAAGCUCUGUGGACCGCUCGCUCAGAUGCCUGUGCCAGGUGGAGAUGGUUACUGCGCACUGCACCCUCCCUGCCAUGUGGGCUCCAGCUUGGGAAGGCAGCCUGGGGGCUCAUUUCCUCCAUAUUUAUGCAAUAAAGGAGAAAGACACAAAAUAGUGGUGGCUGCGAGGUCUGGGGCCCUGCAGGCAGUGGAAAUGAAUGAAAUCAGAACAGUCCCACCUGAGCCUUCCAAAAAACAGAUUUUUUUUCUGAAAUCACCUGUAACAUCAGUGUCCGAACUGCAGACUGAGGGGAAAAUGUUUAUUUUAGAGAAGUAGCCAGGUGCCAGCCCUUGUGCUCUCUAGCUUACUUUCUAAAUAAUGUCGUUUUAAGAGAAGUAAAUGCAUAAUAUGGCUUUUAAUCUGAAUGAGCACUUUUAUAUUAGAUACAUAAAAAAGGGACGUCUAUAAUUACAGUUCUGCGAUAUGAGCAGAUAGUUUGUGAGCACAUGAGGGCUGCCAACGGUGCAAGCUCAGGCCAAUCCCGCCAGGGUGAAAACAGAGAGAGAAGAAGACAGAGUUCAUCAUGAAAAGUGGACUGGCAAGAAAAACGCUGGAAAACAUCAAUGAUGGGGACUCGUGAGAAUUCACACAAAGUUCCCUGAGUCUGGGUCCAAAUGCCCAUCCCCCAACCCACAGUGCAGCAGUGCCGCAGAACGCGGAGCCCCAGGACCUCUUCACCUUGACUGAUUACAUCACCCUCCCUGAGCCCCACAGACUUCAAAUUAGGCGCUCUGCAGAGUGUUUAUGGAUUGGGCAGGGGGUGCAAGUAGGUAAACUCUAGCACUAUGAAACUAUCUUCAUGCUCUCCAUGAUUCCACAGAAGGAAAUCUAAGAAUCUUGAAUCCUGAAAAAUCUGUUUUCUACACAGCACAUAAUAGCACCUAAUACAGCCUCUAGAGUCUUGAGUUUAGGGGAGGAAAAUGAAAUGUUCAGCCUGCUCCUCCCAAAGUCAGCUUCCAGGCAGUAAGCCUGCUGAGGAGGCCUUCCUGAGCCAGUCUGUAACGAAACUCCCCUGAGACCUGCUGACCCUCGCCAGCUCCGGGACCACGUGCACACAUCCCAGCUGCCUUGGCCUUGCACUCUAGCCCAGCGUCUCAACUCUCUCCACACACCCGGAUGGCCCAGGGUAGGGUCUCUCCUCGAGGCAGGUGGCCCUUCGCUGAGUGGGCCGUCACUUCCCCAGGGCUGGGUGGGUUCUCUUUGUCACCAUUCAGCAACAGUGUCCUUGAGCGGGGGGAGGGGGUUGUGCUUCCUCCUACGGGGUAAUGCGCCUAUGUAUCGGGACUGGCGUCCAGGUGGGUCGGAGAGGAGUGAGAAGAAGCAGAGUGCCUCCUGCUCUCCCACCGAGCCCCCUUCAUGGCCAUCCCGCAGAAGAGGCCUCAGUAGUGCCCUGGCCCCACCACCCCUGACCGCCGUCCUUUCCUGUGAUGAUCCGGGUCUCCUCGGGAGCCGCCCGUCCACCGCACCGGGAAUGUCUCAUACUGGACUCCAUCCGCCAGGGUGGGGGUUAACCACCGGAGUCAUGGCCUGGCAACUGCCGGUGGGCCCGUUCCACUUGGCACCAUCACACUCCUGUGUUAUACCCAGAGCAAAACCCCAGACAGAUUGCCUUGACUAUAAGGAAAACAUCUAACAGACACUGUUUAUUUCCUCUAAGGAAUGUAGCAGAAGAAUAAUAUUCUUAGGACAGAUAACCACUGAGUUUAUUCAGGGAAACAUGGGCCUAAUUUAAGAGUGUAUCAGGUUAUAUGUUAGUCAGCAGUUAAUACACAAUGCUUCUAUUUUUUGUAAUCUUGUUUUGAAGUGUCAAAGACACAAUCUACUGAUCAAUAAACUUCUGAAAAAAACCA
Manis pentadactyla (Chinese pangolin) is the source of this 4853-nucleotide messenger RNA. RefSeq names its product EH domain containing 4 (gene EHD4). Bases 100 to 1725 code for a protein of 541 amino acids. Gene Ontology annotation, molecular function: GTP binding; protein binding; calcium ion binding. The record is from RefSeq and is a predicted model, not a curated record. Gene Ontology annotation, cellular component: plasma membrane; cytoplasm. Gene Ontology annotation, biological process: endocytosis; endosomal transport. NCBI's taxonomy places the organism in Eukaryota, Metazoa, Chordata, Mammalia, Pholidota, Manidae. The transcript is spliced from 6 exons.